CACCAGCUCAUCAAAGUGGUCCAAGUUCCGUGUGUGCGAACUGCAUCGGUGCUAUUUGAAGUCGUACGUCGCCUGGCUCUCAGAAGUCCUGACAGUGAGGUUCAGCACACAGGAUACCUGUGGAUCUGACUAGGUCAUGGCCAAUCGAGGAGGAGCUACAAGACCCAAUGGACCAAAUGCAGGGAAUAAGAUCUGUCAGUUUAAGCUGGUGCUGUUGGGGGAAUCAGCUGUGGGGAAGUCUAGCUUGGUACUUCGCUUCGUCAAAGGCCAGUUCCAUGAAUUCCAGGAAAGCACAAUAGGAGCGGCCUUCCUUACCCAAACAGUGUGUCUUGAUGACACAACAGUGAAGUUUGAAAUCUGGGACACUGCAGGCCAGGAGCGUUAUCACAGUUUGGCACCAAUGUAUUACAGAGGAGCACAAGCUGCCAUUGUGGUCUACGACAUCACAAAUGAGGAGUCCUUUGCACGGGCAAAGAACUGGGUGAAGGAGCUACAACGACAAGCUAGCCCUAAUAUAGUCAUCGCUUUGUCAGGAAACAAAGCUGACCUGGCCAGCAAAAGAGCUGUGGACUUCCAGGAUGCCCAGUCCUACGCAGAUGACAACAGCUUACUUUUCAUGGAGACAUCAGCCAAGACAUCUAUGAAUGUGAAUGAGAUAUUUAUGGCCAUUGCAAAGAUAUUGCCAAAAAUGACCUCAGACUGCGGGAGCAAACACUGGUACGCAGCCGGAGUGGACCUGACGGAAACUGCCCAGCCAGCCAAGGCUCCAUGCGGCAGUAACUAA
Archocentrus centrarchus (flier cichlid) is the source of this 784-nucleotide messenger RNA. Its product is annotated as ras-related protein Rab-5A-like. The record is from RefSeq and is a predicted model, not a curated record. The transcript has 6 exons. Gene Ontology annotation, molecular function: GTPase activity; GTP binding. Lineage: Eukaryota; Metazoa; Chordata; Actinopteri; Cichliformes; Cichlidae. Bases 137 to 784 code for a protein of 215 amino acids.